AUGGCAGCGGCCACACGUGAAAACAUGGAUGGCGAGCAGUAUUCAGAUAAGCGAGUGUUUACGAGAAGAAAAUGGAACAAGCCGUCAAAGAAUUUCAGUCGACGCGGAGACAAAGAGUCAAUGAAAGUUUACAGGAAGAGGCAGACGAAAGGUUUGACAGAAAAAGAAGAAAUCGACAGGCUUCGAGCUCUCUACGAAGACUUCGACUCCAAAAGCGCGACAACCUUCAAGGACUUUCCUCUAUCAACGAAGACGCAACUUGGGCUUCAAGAGGCUGGGUAUGUUACACCAACUGAAAUUCAGCAAGAGGCCAUUGGACUUGCAUUGAGAGGCCAUGACAUCCUUGGAGCUGCCAAGACUGGCUCUGGAAAGACACUUGCAUUUCUAAUACCUGUGCUGGAAAAGCUGUAUUGUGAAAUGUGGGCCCGCAACUACGGCAUUGGCGCCCUGAUUAUUACACCAACAAGAGAGCUGGCGUACCAGAUAUUUGAAGUGCUCAAGAAGAUAGGUGUGCAUCAUGACUUUUCAGCUGGUCUUGUAAUAGGAGGAAAAGAUUUAAAGUUCGAGAGCAAACGGAUGGAUUCGUGCAACAUUGUCAUUUGCACACCAGGUCGCCUACUGCAACACAUGGAUGAAAACCCACUGUUUGAUGCCACCCAGUUGCAGAUUUUAGGGUGGGUGGUUGUACUGGAUGAAGCAGAUCGCAUUUUAGACUUGGGUUUCCAGCAGACAGUCAAUGCGAUUAUCGAAAACAUUCCGCUGCAGCGGCAGACAUUGCUCUUCUCAGCGACGCAGACUAAGUCUGUGAAAGACUUGGCAAGGCUGAGUCUGAAAGACCCAGAUUAUGUGUCGGUUCAUGAGAAUGCCAAGUUUUCUACGCCUGAAGGCCUCAGACAGAGCUAUGUUGUUUGCGAGCUUCAUAACAAGUUGAACUUGCUUUGGUCAUUUAUCCGGAACCACCUGAAGCAGAAAAUUCUUGUCUUUCUGUCCAGCUGCAAACAGGUCAAGUAUGUGUACCGAGCGUUCUGCCGUAUGAGGCCAGGCAUGACCAUCCUGGAACUCCAUGGCAACAUGUUCCAACUGAAGCGCAUGGCUGUGUAUGACGAGUUUUGCCGCAAACAGAGCGCUGUUCUUAUCGCCACCGACAUUGCAGCACGAGGCCUGGAUUUUCCAGCCGUCAACUGGGUAAUCCAAUUCGACUGCCCUGAAGACGUUAGUACUUACAUCCACAGAGCCGGGAGAACGGCCAGGUUCCAGAAAGAUGGUGAAGCACUGCUGAUCUUGCUUCCUUCAGAAGAACCCAUGGCAGAGCAAUUGACUGAGAACAAAAUACCAAUAUCGAAAAUACAAGUCAAUCCCAAGAUGUUUGUAAAUGUACAGAAGAAGCUGGAAGUCAUGUGUGCCAGAGACGUAGCAUUAAAGGAGUGUGCCCAAAGGUGCUUCACAGCUUAUUUAAAAAGCGUAUUUCUCAUGAAAGACAAGACUGUGUUUGAUGUGACCAAGCUUGAUCUGGAUGCAUUUGCAAGGUCAUUAGGCCUGGCCAUGGCCCCUCGAGUGCGUUUUCUUCAGAAGCACAUGAAAGAACUUGAGGCAAGGGAGGCCAAGCAGAAGAAAAUGGCGGAGGAGAAGGCAGCAAAGGCAAAGAGUGCGGACAAAGCUAAGGCGGGACAAGAUGUGUCCACAAAGCCCGUUCCACCCGUCAAAGGUCCCGACACAGAAGCAUUCCAGUUUGACGUGUCGGACGAAAGUGAAGAUGACAUAUUCACUGUCAAGAGACAAGUGACAUACAAAUCUGAUGAUGAUGACGCAGAAUUACCUGCCGCUGUGGAGGAGCAAGACAUAAAGAAAAAGAAAAAAGUCAUAACAAAGGUUGCGUUGGCCAAGAAAGUGCUCAAGAAGAAAGUAGUGCCAAACACAAAAGUCAUCUUUGAUGAUGAAGGCGAGGUUGUAGAAGGUAUCAACGUACCCAAGGCUCAAGUGGUCAAGAAAUUGCUGGAGGAAGAGAAAGCACCCUGUGGCAUUGACCUAGAGAUCUCGAAGAAGAUUCUUGAGGAAGAGGACAAGUUUGACAAGGAGCGCUACCGGGUGCGCAUCAGGGCAAUGCACAAGAUGAAGCGACUGAAGAUGCGCCAAGAGCGGAAAGAACAGAGCGGCGAGGCAGGUGCAGAAUUGGUUGCUGGCAGUGGAAGUGAACAGGAAGAUGAAGGCGAAAGUGAAGAAGAGCAGGAGGAAGCAUCUGGCUCGACAGGUGAAGAGGACAGUGAAGGCACAGAGGCCAGCUCUGAAGACGAUGAUCACCCGCAAAGCGGAAAACGAAAGGCCAACCAAAGCACCAAGUUGCUGCCCGUGAAGAAAAUGGCGAGGAGACAGCCACAACAUGCAAACACUGACAGUGAAAAGGACGACGAUGUUAAUCCCAUGGACACUGGUCUUGACCUGGAAGGGGACGAAGCAUUGGCUCUGCAUAUACUAUCUAAACGGUAAUUUAUCUAAAUCUAAAUAAAUAUGAUGUCUAAGGUUUCCACGGU
Molecule: messenger RNA, 2528 nt
Organism: Rhipicephalus microplus (southern cattle tick)
Lineage: Eukaryota; Metazoa; Arthropoda; Arachnida; Ixodida; Ixodidae
Product: putative ATP-dependent RNA helicase DDX10
Molecular function (GO): nucleic acid binding; RNA helicase activity; ATP binding
Source: RefSeq, a predicted model, not a curated record